Molecule: messenger RNA, 497 nt
Organism: Branchiostoma floridae (Florida lancelet)
Lineage: Eukaryota; Metazoa; Chordata; Leptocardii; Amphioxiformes; Branchiostomatidae
Product: cadherin EGF LAG seven-pass G-type receptor 2-like
Exons: 4
Coding region: 27-497 (156 amino acids)
Source: RefSeq, a predicted model, not a curated record
AGCGUGACAACCUGACAGGCGUGGCGAUGCCUCAGUACGGAGACGACCUGUUCCAGGGGAGCGAUAACGAGCUGUUUGACUCGAGCACGAAUGUGCAGCUGCCCCCCUCCUUACUGGGGCAGGAGCAGGAGGAGACAAAUGAGAUCAGCAGGAGGAGGAGACAGACAGGUGACGGCACAGAGGUUGAGAGGAAGCUAGUGGUGGCCACCCUCCUGUUUAAGGACCUAGGACAGGUCAUGCCAGAAAGUUACGACACCAGCGGCGGACUCUACCUUCCAGACAAACCCGUCAUUAACAGCCCAGUGCUGACCGUCGCUGUCUACGAUGGAAGAAAUCCUUACUAUCGACAAGGAACGAUCUGCACGGAAAAUCCCCCCUGGAACGGCACGGACAUCCCGGUGGUUCUGCUGGAUCCCGUGUUCCUGGAGUUCAAACUGCUGCAGGGGGAGAACCGCAGCAAACCGCAGUGUGUGUACUGGGACUUCAACCUACCGUGA